ACAGCCAAGGAAAUCUUCCGUUCUCAAACCAACCUAGGCAAUUCGCCGCAGCCUCUCACCCUCGCGAGUCCCGACCUCCCGCAGCCGCCGCACAGAUGGCACCCAAGGCGGAGAAGAAGCCGGCGGCCAAGAAGCCCGCGGAGGAGGAGCCCGCGACAGAGAAGGUGGAGAAGGCUCCGGCGGGGAAGAAGCCCAAGGCCGAGAAGCGCCUCCCGGCGGGCAAGUCCAAGGAGGGCGGCGAGGGCAAGAAGGGGAAAAAGAAGGCGAAGAAGUCCGUGGAGACCUACAAGAUCUACAUCUUCAAGGUGCUGAAGCAGGUGCACCCCGACAUCGGCAUCUCGUCCAAGGCCAUGUCCAUCAUGAACUCCUUCAUCAACGACAUCUUCGAGAAGCUCGCGGCCGAGUCCGCCAAGCUGGCGCGCUACAACAAGAAGCCCACCAUCACCUCCCGCGAGAUCCAGACCUCGGUGCGCCUCGUCCUCCCCGGCGAGCUCGCCAAGCACGCCGUCUCCGAGGGCACUAAGGCCGUUACGAAGUUCACCUCGUCUUAGGAUCCUUGUAAUGGUCAUGUGGGCGUCGGCGGUAGGCGUGGCUCAGUUUAUGUGAUACUGCUAGCGAUGGAUGAUGAUGAUCUGCGUGUAAUUGAAUUAAAGAAUUGUGCUGAUCUUUCUACAACACUGUUCCACAUCACUCGUUGCCCGCCAGUGAGCCGCCAAUUACAUGUGCAAAUCUACAUCAACUUUCUGA
This is a messenger RNA of Zea mays, 747 nucleotides long. RefSeq names its product histone H2B.1. NCBI's taxonomy places the organism in Eukaryota, Viridiplantae, Streptophyta, Magnoliopsida, Poales, Poaceae. The record is from RefSeq and is marked validated. Gene Ontology annotation, molecular function: structural constituent of chromatin; protein heterodimerization activity; DNA binding. Gene Ontology annotation, cellular component: nucleosome.